Venustampulla echinocandica is the source of this 3369-nucleotide messenger RNA. RefSeq names its product Centaurin beta. The transcript is spliced from 6 exons. The coding region runs from base 1 to 3369 and encodes 1122 amino acids. Gene Ontology annotation, biological process: intra-Golgi vesicle-mediated transport. Lineage: Eukaryota; Fungi; Ascomycota; Leotiomycetes; Helotiales; Pleuroascaceae. The record is from RefSeq and is a predicted model, not a curated record. Gene Ontology annotation, cellular component: cytoplasm; trans-Golgi network; endosome. Gene Ontology annotation, molecular function: protein binding; GTPase activator activity.
AUGGGCAAUGUGAGCAGCAGGCCCGACGAGGCGGCGGCGGCGUUGCAUCUUAGGGACCAGAACCGAUUGACGAUAUCCUCCUUGACCGUCACAAACUCUCGACGCCGAACUGUCCUCCACGUCGUCCCAAACGCAUUUCCAGCAGCGAGAGUCUCAGUAACUCGCGAUCUUGGGGAUAGCAGCCCCAUCGAAUAUGUCCAGGACCCUGAUCAGAUACCAGGCGCAGCCUCACCAAACUUCCUCCUCAAGCUCCACAAUGACGAGGAACUUACAUUCAAUUUCACAUUCAUAAUUCGGCAAACUCACCAGGCUGCCCAAGGCAACACUAAUCAGGAAGCCUCAGUCGGUUCCCUUGAUACUAUUAUAAAUGGCCUUACAUAUGUAUCGGCCUCCACGGCGAGAGAAGUCGAGACUCUGGUUACCCGGGAGUUCCAUGCCGACCCAAAUUUACACAAAAAUGCCAAUGUACAACUGGUAGGGGAUUAUUCCACCGGUGGAAGCCAGUCAGUAUCAUUUGAAUGGUCAUGGAAAUGGAGACCGCCAAAGCCGGCCGAGGACAGAGGUGGCGGCUGGAGAAACAGUUGCAGCUUCGUCGAAUAUGAUCAACGAGCGCAUCGAUUAAACACACUUGCUAGCUUUUCCUUCUGGGUGUCAAACCCCUCGCAAUACCUUAGUCAACCUAACUCCCCUUCUCCCCAUUUCAGCCUCGUUCCUCCUCCGAAGCUCCGAGCUCCAUCGUCGCAGUCUAUGGAUUCCAGAUUGAGUACUGGGGAUAUGCGCGAAUAUGACGAGCCUCCGUCCCCGGGCAUGCCCCCGAUUGACAAUACUGCUGGGAUUGGCCAGCUGCCGCAAAUCGAUCCGGUCAAGGUCGAUAUCUCCUGUCAACGUCCCGGUGAAGAUAUGAGCGCUACUGAGGACGGCCCGCUGUUUCGAGCUACGAUGAAGUCGCUGGAACAAAAGACUGGAAAUAUGCGGCAACGUAUGAAGAAGGUUUUAAAGAGGGCAGAAGCCGCGCAUACGGCACAACUCGAGUGUAAUGAAGCUAUUGCAGGAUUCAUGGAAGCCCUUCAAGAAGCUUCUUUUUCCAACGCAAACGCAGUCCAACCGGCCCUAGAGCACUACUUUGACAAGAUUGCUCGGGAGAUAUUGCAAUAUGAAAAGCAGAAUAGUGUAAAUUUGCAGAAGAUUAUUAUCGACCCUCUUACAAAAUUAUACAACAUCGAUAUCAAGCAGGCCGAGGCUAAGAAGCGGGAUUUUGAAGAAGAAAGCAAGGACUACUAUGCCUAUGUGUCCCGAUACCUAGGCCAGCGAAACGAUUCCUUGAAGGAGAAGAAGCGGGCUGAAAGCGACUCGAAAUACCAGACCAAGCGCCGAAAUUUCGAACUGAAGCGAUUUGAUUAUUCAUCUUUCAUGCAAGAUCUUCACGGUGGUCGCAAAGAGCAGGAAGUGUUGUCACAUCUCACCAAAUAUGCCGAUGCGCAGACGAAAAGUUAUCUUGCCACCGCAGAAAAGGUCGAGCAGAUGUUACCGCAGCUCGAUGCGCUGAGCAACGAAGUCCAACAGGCAGAUAAGGAAUUCCAGUAUCAGCGGACUGAACGCGAAGAGAAGCGCCGAAAUCUUGAGAAAAGUACCGUCACUUAUGUAGAGCCAGAGACAGUGCCAGUUGUUGGGGUCAUCCCGCCGACUCCAAACGCCACCACCAGCGCCUCUCAUGUUGGUUCCGAUUCGGACCUGGGCCGGUCAGAUAGCACUGCCUCUACUCUUCGGCAAGUCUCCAUAAAUGGCGCAUCCAUGGCACAGGCCGCCAACAGCAGCGCCGCUGAGUUUUCUCGCUCUCCUGGUAGCCUUACCUCAAAUAUUGGGUCUAUCAACAGCCCUGGGACCAACUCGAAGUUUAGAGGGAUCCGAGAUCUCGAAGAAAAAGACUAUUCCCAAAUCUCAAAUAGCGAUAAGAAUGGUACUCAGCGGAAAGAAGGACUUCUGUGGGCCCUCAGCCGACCUGGUAGCCAUGCGGACCCCAGAGGUUUGAAUAAGCAAGCUUGGCAUAAGUUUUGGAUCGUUCUUGAUGCGGGUAAACUGUCUGAGUAUAGUAAUUGGAAACAGCGUCUUGAUUUACACAUGGAACCGAUUGAUCUUAGGAUGGCGUCGGUUCGUGAAGCGCGGAAUGCCGAGCGAAGGUUUUGCUUCGAGGUCAUUACGCCUCAGUAUACCCGGGUUUAUCAAGCCACUUCCGAAGACGAUAUGAAUAAUUGGAUAUCUGCGGUGAAUAAUGCUAUCCAGGGCGCAGUGGAAGGUCGAGGCGCUCGAGCCUCGCCCAGUCUGCUGCCGACUCAGCCGCCAGAGAAGAGCUCGAUUCGAAGGGAUAUAGGCUCUAUCUUGACUGGCAAGAGCUCUUCUAUGAAUUAUGGCAAUCCCCAUGCUACCAACCAUGGUAAUGCAGCUGCAAACAGCGUCUUUCGACGAACUACAGUCGGCGCCAGACCAGCCUAUACUCGACAGGGAAGCGCUGGCUUUGAUGACAAUCCAGACAAGCUGCUACAGCUUCUACGAGAUGCGGAUCAAGGCAACUGCUGGUGUGCAGACUGUGGAUCCGGUAUCAAGACAGAAUGGGUCUCUAUCAACCUUGCCAUCGUUCUUUGCAUCGAAUGCAGUGGCAUUCAUCGAUCCCUCGGUACGCAUAUAAGCAAAGUUCGCUCGCUCACGCUAGAUAUCAACUCUUUCACAACCGAUAUUGUUGACCUCUUACUACUUGUGGGAAAUCGGAUCUCAAAUAUGGUAUGGGAAGCAAGGUUGGAGCCUGGCAUUAAGCCCACACCACAGGCCACCCGCGAGGAGAGGUUGAAAUUUAUUACUGCGAAGUAUGUUGACAGGGCAUAUGUGGAACCCAUCUCGUCCACGCUGUCACGCUAUGCUACGGCGGACGAGACGCUGUUAGCUGCGAUAAAAAAGAACGAGAUCCAGCAAGUUAUCUAUGCCCUCGCUCUCAAGGCAAAUCCAAAUGUUACGGACAAGUCACGAGGGACGCAUUCUGUAUUCUUAGCCCUGGCAGCAGCAGAUCCAGCAUCGCCCUCCCAGGCAACGACGCCCACCCGACCGGACACGGCGGCUAAGCCUACAGCGUUCCCCAUUGCUGAGAUGCUUGUUCAAAAUGGAGCGGAGAUUCCGCGCAGCUUGCCAGCUUUUCCCUUGAGUCGAAGUGCAGCCCUCUAUAUUGAGCAGAAGAGUGGGCGUGGCGGGUCAUCCACCGAUACUAUUGGUGCAUUGCCUACGUUGGGUACAUUGGACAAGCAAAAGGAGCGCGAAGCUCGACUCCAGAAACGUGUCAGUGCCGGUGGACGUCUUGCAAAAGUGCCAAUCCCCGAGCGGUGA